UAUGCGAGGUGGCGGUGACGGCGACGGUGGUGGCGGCUUUGGUGGCGGGUGGCGGGUGGCGGUGUACGGGUGUUCGCUUGUCUCGAUUCUAUUCGACUAGUACACAUAUUCCUCGCAAGUGUCACGUCGCGGUCGAGAGAAAAUUCACGUUUGUAAGCGACGAUCGUUCAUCGAGGAUCGUCUUCGUCGUCCUUCCUUCCUUUCUGUUAUCCACAUUUACGUAGACAUAUAUAUAUAUAUACAUAUAUAUACUACAUACAUCAUAGAUACAUACAUACACAUUUUAACAUAUAUACGUAUACGUAUAUAUAUAUACAUAUAUAUAUAUAUAUAUAUAUAUAUAAUGUUAGUGUAUUUCCUUUCUCAUCCUAUUUACGACGAUCGUCGGAGAACAGGUUGGAGAUGGAUUUGGCUUUAAAAUGAAAUGCGCGAUCGAGGAUGCGAAAGGGAGCAGGCGUGGACUGUUCGUCGUCUGAGGUCAGGCGUGGGGAUGAACUCUACGGGGACUGCGAGAGGGAGGAGGUCUGGGGCGCUUCCUGUGCUUGGCACUAGCCUAAAAAAGCUCCACAAACAGAAUCGCGACCGAAUGUCUUUUCAAUGCAACGAAAAUGGUGAAGUGUGGGAAAAAGUGGGCAUUGAGUAAAGGCUUCGACUGCUCGAAUCAUGACAGAGUCGUCAGAGGAUGGUAACUACUUAGUGAGGGUUCGUGCCCAAGUAAUGACAAGAGAUGACAGUUCUGGUGGAUGGGUUCCUCUGAGCGGUGGUGGUUUAGCUAAUGUUUCAGUCAGACGUAGAGCAACCUCAGUGGGUGGACAUCAAUCUAAUAACACGAAUGGUACAAGCAUCUCUACUUCGAAUAUUACCACUACAACUUCGACCACCAAUUCUCUUUCGAGUACAACUGUCAAUGCACAAGGUCAUGGAUCUAGUACUUCUCCACCUAGUGCGACAAAAAGAAAACACGAAUAUCUUAUCUAUGGGAAACGUAUCACUGAUCAAUCGGUUGUUCUUAGUUGUACUAUCAAAAAGGAUUUUGAAUAUAAUAAGGUAAUGCCAACUUUUCACCAUUGGCGAACAGGAGAGAAAAAAUUUGGAUUAACAUUUCAAACAGCAGCAGAUGCAAGAGCAUUUGAUAAAGGUGUACGUACUGCGGUAGAAGAAUUAUUGGAAGGACUUGCGGAAUCUACAUUGUGCGCCAAUUCAGCAGAUGGCGGCGAUGAAGAUGUUUUUAUGACCUUAAAUCUACCUGUGGAUCCUCUAGAUCCACGUCCAUCUUCGGAUACAUCUCGUGGAGUAGUUCGUGUACCUAAUUACCAUUCUCAGUGUUCAGAUCUUCUUGAUUCAUACAAACCUAUUCAUUACAUUGGUGGAUCUACCAACAAAGUACCACUAUCUCAACAUCCUUUAACAUCAACUGCAGAUAUUGGAUCUGAUAACUCCUAUGUGCAUCUCACAACAGUUAAUCAUGAAUAUUUAUAUCCCAUCGUCGAUGAUCAUAAAAGUGAUAGAUUAGACAGGCACAAUACUGCAAGUUCUUUGAAAAAACCCGACAUUAUAGUGUCUCAACCUUCAAAAAAUACUAUUAAACGUAAUCUUCGGUUACGAUGUAAACAUUGCCAAGAAUUAUAUUCUGAGCAGCACAAUCCUAGGGGAUCUUGCGAGUAUGCACCUGAUCCUAUUAGACGUGGAAUAGCAACAAUUUCUUGUUUAUCAUGUGCUCAGUGUAUGCUGUAUCAUUGCAUGAGCGAUGCUGAAGGUGACUUUGCCCAAAAUCCUUGUAGCUGUAGUACAGAAGAAGGAUGUGGACGAAGAUGGAUUGGUUUAGCACUAUUAUCACUGAUCGUUCCUUGUUUAUGGAUUUACCCCCCACUCAGAGCUGUUCAUUGGUGUGGAAUGUCGUGCGGAAUGUGUGGAGGUCGUCAUCAUCCUACGGAAUAACUGGAGGAUCCCUUUGAUACCUCUGCUCCAUACUCAGUUGAGUCAACCAAGUUUUCAUCAUCGCGUAGUGCAGUCGCUAAUGUGUAUGAAUGUCAUGAUCUGAGUAUGGGACGUUGUCAGAGGUAUCAAAGGGGCAGACAGCUUCCAGUACACGCACUGAUUCACCAACAUCAUCUGUGAAAAUCUAACUGAUAAAGAAAAUGAUACGAGCACAAGAUGUUGCAUUUAGCCUUCACACUGUGUAUAUUCCGUACAUUUUGUAUACUUUAUUAGCAGUAUGAAUUGUUUAGUCACAACUGUAUAUUAAACGAUUGAAAGAUGGAAGUAAGAUAGUAUUUACACUUCCACCAAUUGGUCUUUGGAUAGCAGCAAUUGGACUGAGCAACUAUGCGUUGUACAUUAUAAGAGUGUAAAUUAUGAGAAGUGUAAAUUAUGAGAAGUGUAAAUUAUGAGAGUGCAGCUGUGAAAUGACUCAAAAACUUUUUAUUCCCAGUUUGAAAUAUUCUCUGCCUCAUGUAAUGUGUGUAUAGAAGCACAAUGUCCACACUGGAAUCGAGCAUUGCUGCGAUUGUCAGAAUGAAAGUGUAAGAAUGUGUUCUAUUCAUAAGUUCUGAUUAUACUAAACAAGUUGAAGCCAGUAUUUGCUAAUUUUCUAGCCCUUAUUAGCGUGUAAUAAAGUGGGGAAACAAGAGUAAAUCGAAAAUGUAAAUUUAAUUGAGAUAAGGUAAAAUUGGUCUGAAUUUAUCGUUUAUUAGCCGUUGAAAAUUAUCUCGUUAAAAUAUAUGAUGGAAAGCAUUGCAAUAUUUGCAUAUAUCCUAUGUUGCUGCUACAGUCACUUAAAUAAUUGAUUUCCUAAAAAAUAUAAAAAAUUAUUGUCAAGGUGAUUGAAUAAUCUUCUAAGUUGCAAACCAUUUUAUGGGUGCCUAUACUGUACAAAUUUUGUGAUAUUUUAGAACAUAUUAUGUGUAUUUUUAUGUAUUUUAUCGAUAAAAAUAGAUUGACAAAAGCUGGCUGCGUCUCAUAAGAUGCAAACAGUAGCUAAUAUUUAACAAAUACUACUUCUUCAUAAAACAAAUACAAAUAUUUGUGACCAGUGCCUGAUGUAAAGAAAAGAUUUAUAAUCAUUAAUUGAAUUUGUCUAAAUAUUAUUUAAUAAAGAGUAAUGACAUAUUAAAAAAGAACAUUAAAAUAUAACAUUACUAUUUAAAUAAUGAUCUGAUUCUUAAUACUAUUCAUGGCACUUAAAGUAUUUCAUAAUUAUCAUCUUAAUUUUUACUUAUACUUAUUAAUGAUAAUAAACUAUUUUAUUUUAAUGCUCUCUUUAAUGCUUAUGCUCUCUUGAUGAUAUUUAUUCGUAUAUUAUAUGCAUUAAUUUUGUAUAUUUAAAGUAUUUAUAAAAAAUGAUAAAUUCUUCCUUAUUUGCAGGUCAGUUUUAUUAAAAGUUUGUAAAUAUAUUUAUGAUCUGCUUCAUUUUAGUAGUAUCAAUUCUUUAAGUAGAUCCAAUUUAUUUUAUCUUAUAUAAAUUAAGAAGCAGCUAGCUUAAGCAAUAAUUAUUAUCUUCAUCCUUUAUAUAUAACUAUGUUAGAAGGAUAUAUAUAUAUACAGGGUGUUUCAACUUUUUUUUAUCAAAUUGUGUAGUAUAAAUUACGAGUAGAAAUACGAAAAAAUUUUUAUUUAAAUAUAGAUUUACAAAUGUUUUGUUAAAAAGUUAUAAUAAUAAUUAAAUUAUUAUUAAUAUGGUAUUGCGAUCUAUUAUGUUUACUAUUAUUCAUUAUAGUAGCCAUAGAUAUAAAACUGCAUAUUCUUCAUACGAAAAGAAUCAUGAAAAAUACAAGUCUAAUAAUAACAGAAGAUACAUUGAUGACCUUCGACGUUGUCAAGUAAUAAACACAGGAAAAAUCUUCAUGUGUUACAUUUGUCUUUACUCUUCAUGCAACGAAUACAGUACCGUAUUAAUAACAAUAAGUCGGUUAUUAUUUCAUUUAAUUUUUGCUAUAACUUUGUAACAAAGCAUUUGUAAGUAUGUUUAUAUAACACUUUUUUUCUUAUUCCUAUGUAAAACAUGCUAAUGCAGUUUGACAGAAAAAGAAAAACAUCCUGUAUGUAUGUAUAUAUAUGUAUAUAUAUAUAUAUAUAUAUAUAUAUAUAUAUAUAUAUAUAUAUAUAUUUAAAAGACAUGUUGAAGAAAUACCUGCAGAUCUGAUUAUAUAUUUGUAAAAAUUGAUUUGCCAUUUAAUCAUGAUACUCUUAGAUAAAUAGUGCCAUAAUAUAGAUCAUGCUGUUAUACUUGACAGCUAAGCACAAAUUUAACAUCGCAAAGAUUCUUAUAUUUGUUUAUCAUAUUAUGUAAAUCACCUUGACAUUCAUCUCUAUGUAUAAAGAGAAUUAAUUAUUGUAUAUAUAGAGAUUGUAAAAUAUUUUUUAAACCAAAGCUUAAAAAUGUUGUGCUAGAUAGUUCUUCAUGAUCAGCUUAUUGAUAUUGUAAAAUAUUUACAAUAUUAUUUUUAAGAAAUGGUUGCUACAAAAUUGCUAACAAUACAUAUGUAUAUGUAGAAACAAUUUACAAGAAAUAUGUUAUUUGUUAUAUAAUUAAACUACAAGCAUGUGAUUGUUCUACAAACAUUAAUAACAGCAAUGCAUGAUAUAUUUUAGAAUUGUACAAAGUGACAAAGAAUGUAUUUUAAGAAUAGUACACGUCUAUGCUUAUUUAAAUAAUUAAUACUUUGUUAUGUCCAAUAUUUCUAGUCUAUUAAUAUAGUAAUGUUUAUGCAUUGCUUCUCAUAUGCCAUAAAAAAUAAGUAUCAAAAGUUUAUACAAAACAACUAUUUGUAUUUUCCUCCUAAAAUGAAAAUUUAUUAUUCUUAAAUUCAAAAAGUAUGUACAUCUGUAUUAUUAUUGUACAUACAUGCUUGUUUUAUUUGAAUGUUUUUAUUGAAAUAUCUAAAUGUUAUAUGUCAUAUGAUGGCUAGCGUUUUUCCAUAGUAGUUCAUAUAUUUAUGAACACUGAUUUAAACAUCCAUCCAUUUUUAGUAAAUAUUUUAUUGAUGUGUUCCAUUAUGUCCAUUUGAAUGCACAAUUUUUAAUUAUAUUUUAGAAUAUCUAUCUUUAAAUAAUUUACUUAAUAAUUAUAUUUGAUUACAUUUUAAAAUAGUAUACAUAUAAAUAAUAAUAUAAUGCAGAAAGAGAACAUAUUAGAAAAUUGGUUCCUAAAUAAAUACAGUAAUUUUGAGGUUUUCAUAAAUACUUAUUUUGAUUAGCAAUUAAUGAAUUUAAUUCUAUUUAUAAAGCAAAUCAAUGCUUAUGAUUAAGAAAAAAAAAAAGAAAAAAAAGGAAAAAAAAAGAAAUAUCAAAUGAUAUUAAUAUAAUUAUGAUGAAUAGCUUCUGUUCAUUAGUUGCGAAUAUUUCAUAAUCUUUCAUUUAACCUAAAUUUAGAGUACAAAAAUUUCUAAAGUAUAUUUAAAAAUGUAUAUAUAUAUAUAUACAUAUAUAUAUACAUCAUCUUUAUUUUCAUUAAUAUAAUAAUUGUUUACGUUAUUUUUACGAUUUCUUAUUUAUCAUAUACUAAUACAUGCAAAAUCAUAAAUUAGAUUAUAAAUACGAUCGUUCUUUCUGUUUUAUUUUAUAAUAUUUUUCAGUUGUCUGAUAACAAUCAAGAUAAUAUUUUUUUCUGUAUGAAUAUUUGCUGUCCGAAAAAAAAAGAAAACUAUGUUUCAUUUACAAUAAUACACACUUGCACGCUAGAUAUACUAUUUAUAGAUACGUAUGCAUAAUAAAGUUAUUCUCAAUUUUACGAAAAUAUAAGUUAUAUUUGGUAAUGCAUAUAUUAUUUAAUCUAAAUGUAAUCUCUUGAGCUUUGGUAUUUUUCUUUUGUUUUUCUUUUUUUUUUUUCUCUUUUUUUUUCUUUCUAAUUUAAAAUUUACUUAUUAACAAUAAUUGCAAGUAUUUUUUUAACACGCAAUUACUCAAUUGUUAAAUUAAUUCUUUUUCUUAUAAAAUAUAUAUUGAUUUCAUAGUAUUCCAUUAUAAUUUCUAUUAUAGAUAUCAUUCGUAUAUUACCAAUCUUGUGGUAUGUAUUAAUACCAAUUGUUUGGUUAUAGAAAAGUACAAGUUACUUUUUCUGUAAGUUUGUUGUGAUGAUCUAUACCAAAUGAGAAAUAUGUGUAUUACGGUUUUUAUAGAUUGACAAAUGAAGCGUGCCUGAAAAAUAUCCUAUUUAAAUUUUCUCAAUGAUUUAGUAUGAGUGUUUAAUGUAAUUGAAGCACAUCUUAAAAGUAUCGUAUCAUAAUAAUCAAUUAAUCGGGAGAAAAUAUAAAUAAUAUAAUUUCUACAAGAAUGAUAAAUAUAUUGGUGAUAAUAAGCAUUAAUACAAAUAGAUGAAUAUAUGAAUGCGUGCAUGUGUGCGCGCGUGCGUGCGUGCGUGUGGGCAAAAGUGAUAUGUGCAAAAAUUUACACAAAUAAAUAAAUUUUAACGGAUAUGCACAUAUAAAUACACACAAAGCUAUUAUAAAAAUUAUCAAACUGGGAUAAUUCGCAAAAGUGCCUGCCAAAAGUAAAACAAGUGUUAAACGUUUGUGGCAGCACUCAAGUGAUGUGAGAUUAGAUUGUAAAAACUUGUUCUACGUGAUUCUCACUCACAAUGUAAAUGCUGCAAGAUCAACGAGUAAGAUUUUAAUUCACGGAUUCAUUGUAUCAUAAAUGUUUAAAUCUUGUAUCAUUGUAAUUAAAGAAAUAUGUAUCAUAAUCCAGCUGUAUGAAAAAUAAAAUAUAUUGUAUCACAAUGAAA
Messenger RNA from Vespa crabro (European hornet), 6721 nucleotides. It is a transcript of the gene Spred, whose product is annotated as sprouty-related, EVH1 domain-containing protein 1. The transcript has 6 exons. The record is from RefSeq and is a predicted model, not a curated record. Lineage: Eukaryota; Metazoa; Arthropoda; Insecta; Hymenoptera; Vespidae. Bases 664 to 1938 code for a protein of 424 amino acids. Gene Ontology annotation, cellular component: membrane. Gene Ontology annotation, biological process: negative regulation of MAPK cascade; multicellular organism development. Gene Ontology annotation, molecular function: protein kinase binding.